Messenger RNA from Mangifera indica (mango), 1417 nucleotides. RefSeq lists its product as uncharacterized. Bases 217 to 1047 code for a protein of 276 amino acids. The transcript is spliced from 9 exons. The record is from RefSeq and is a predicted model, not a curated record. NCBI's taxonomy places the organism in Eukaryota, Viridiplantae, Streptophyta, Magnoliopsida, Sapindales, Anacardiaceae.
CGGUCUAAAUAUAUUUUAUGCACGAGCUCGAUAACAUAAUUUUUUAUGCUCUGAGUUUGGGUUUAUUUAAACCAAGCUCAACUCAAUUUUGUUGAACUCAGACUCGUUUAUUAAAUUCGAAUACGAAUUCAAACUUUUGUCACCCAUCACCUUUGCCAAAUCGAAAAUCCAGUUACAUUCGGAUCCCAAUUCACAGAACUGAGAGAAGCGGAAACAAUGGCAGCUUUUCUAAUUCGCUUGUUCCUCAUUUUAUCAUCCCUAUUAACUCUCACCUCACAAAAUCAACACCAUGAGAUCGCCGAGGCCAAGCUCAAAAUCUCUCGAUUGGAAUCUAUUAUGGAGGAAAGCCUGCAGAAACUCGAUGCAAGGAGUAAUUAUAUCAAGGUGCGCGACAAUCUAAUUGAUGAACUGGCAAUCAAGAUUCAAGAUCUGCAAUCUCUCCUAUCCAAUAUUAAGCAUGACUUAUCACAUAACGAGGAAAGGGUUGCUGCAUUGGAAGAAGAGGUACGACUGCUGUGGGCUGUUUCCAGACAAAACAAUUUUGAUCUUCACAUUUUACAAUCUAAAGCACAGGAUGCUGAGGAUAGAUUGGAAGAGGUUACUUCACAAGUUGAAAAGAUGGCAGACUUUGUCAAUGAGCAGUGGAUUCAAAUUCAACAUCUUGAGCAGGCUCUCCAUAUGACAGAAAUGAGGGCACAUAAUGCUCAAAGGAAAUUGAGGGUUACAAAAUGCACAUUCUUGAAGUUUGUCAAUGAACUUUACGAAAAACAUCUUCCAAAGUUAUUAGGGGUAUUCGAUUCUUAUUUUUCUGGUGGAGAUUCUACUUUGAGGUCUUAUUUCUUUCAAGCGGAACAACAAUUUAAGAGAUUCUUUUCAGCUUUUAAGAAGUUUCACCAUGAGUUGCAAGGAUUAAUCAAACAAAAAAUGGAAAAGAAUGAAUUGACUGCUGCUCUUGUCAAUGAGGAACUCAUAUUUUUUGUGGCCUCUGCUCUAAUAACCUUCCCAGUAUUAACUGCUUGGAUGCUGCUCUCAUCAAAGUUCAGCUAGUUUUUUCGCUUUUAAAUGGCCGACUUCCUUUUCAUGAAAACAAGUCUAUUAUCCAAACUAGUCUUCAUUUUCUUUUCCAUUGAAGGCACAAGAAUGAUUGACUUAAUGCAACACCCCCAAAGCCCCCCCCUCCCAACCUUUGUAUCAAUUAACAUGUAUGAUUACUGUUAAAACCGUCACCGUUGCCCAUGUCCUUAAGUUUCUCUAUUGAUGAUUCUGGGAGACAACUGAUAAUGUCUUCCUUCAUAAUUUUGGAUAGACUUGUUUCCUUGAUCAGAUGAAUAUUAUCAUUCCAGUAGUUUUUUUAAUGUUGAUGAUGAUAGGUAUUGGACAUUUGCCCAGGUAAUCAAAGCGUUACAUGUUUACAAAA